UCUGGUUCGCUACUACCUACGCCAUUGCAUGAGACUGGUCCACGAAUUAUGUUUAUACGCGCCGGCAGUUAUCCACCCGAUAAGUAUACGUUCAAGGAGAUAAUGGCAGUAGCGCAUGCGCAACAAGAACUAUGGAUACGCGAAGAUGAUUAUGCGGCUGUAAAUGGUUUCAUUGAUGUCUUGGACCAAGAACUAUGGAUACGCGAAGAUGAUUAUGCGGCUGUAAAUGGUUUCAUUGAUGUCUUGGACGUAUCACGUCUAACGGCAGCGCAUUUGGCCCAACAUACGCCAAACGUUGUUAAGAAGAUGUUAGUUUUUGCAGAACAAGCUAUACCUUUGCGACAACGUGCCACGCAUUUCAUUAAUAUACCAGCAGGCUUCGAAAAGGUAUUCAAUAUGCUUAAACCGCUGAUGCCAGCCAAGCAGCAGGAGCGUCUUCAUUUACAUGGCAACAAUUUGGAGUCACUGUAUGCGCAUAUACCACAAAAAUAUUUGCCCAAAGAAUAUGGUGGUGAAAAUGGUUAUAUUGAAGAGAUUACAGAGCUCUCAGUACAAUUCUUCUUAAAUAGACGUGAUUACUUUAUAGAGGAUCAUAAAUAUCGGAAUAAUGAGAAGUUGCGUGUUGGCAAGCAGCCAGACUUUGAUAGUAUAUUCGGCAUGGAUGGCACAUUUCGAAAGUUGGAUGUGGAUUAAUCGAAAAAACUAUGCCGGGGGGUAGUGGAUAGUGGAUAGGUAUAUGAGCGAAUUUUUGGACUUACAAGCAUAUGUAAAUGGUGGAGAUACAGAUUAAUAAAGCAAAUCAAAGAUGAGUGAGUUUGUUUAAUUCAAAAAGUCAUCAAAUAUUGACAGUUGGCUUGUUUGUGCGAGGCCUUUUCGUGCCAGAAAUACACUCGUAGUUUUGUAACUGCCUGCCGAGGUGAAAGCUCUAUUAGAAUAAAACAAACGUGUACGUGGUCGGAGCAGUAAUUGACACAAGGUCGAACUGGGGAAGCACACACGUCUAACCACUAGGCUAAGGCGGCCGCUAAUACUUUUAUUCAGCUUUCUUUAAGGUAAUAUCUUAAAUUUUGAUUGGUUGAUAUUUAAAAUAUUGUAAUCAAUGAGCAUUAAAAAAACUAAUACAAUUAAUCUUAUAAUUUGUGCAAUUCGAGACCAUUUAAAAAAGUACCUGCUCAAAACAUCGUAUUUCGUGUUUUAGAUUAGGUAUAGAGUUUUAUUUGAUUUAUCUCAUUGUACAGCUCAUACGAAACUGUCGUAUAUUUGUAUUUGUAGGUACUAAUUUCACACAUAUGAACAUACAUAUGUAUAACAGUA
Molecule: messenger RNA, 1314 nt
Organism: Rhagoletis zephyria (snowberry fruit fly)
Lineage: Eukaryota; Metazoa; Arthropoda; Insecta; Diptera; Tephritidae
Product: alpha-tocopherol transfer protein-like
Cellular component (GO): membrane
Molecular function (GO): phosphatidylinositol bisphosphate binding
Source: RefSeq, a predicted model, not a curated record